GGCUUUGCGCCGUGCGGCUCGAAGCGGGAAGAGAAGCGUUGCGUGUCUGUCAUGCGGUUGUGAAAUUCGCAUUUUUUGAAAUUUCGCGGCUCGUAUCGUGCUUCGAAUAUCGCUCCUCGAAUCGCGCGCUUCCGAAAUUCAAAAAUAAUCAUCUAUCUCUCUUCGCGUAACGGACUGCGCAAGUUCUGUUCUUUGAUUCGAUAACAAUAUCUGUGCGUGUGGCGAGUGUACGUGUUUUUUUUUUUUAUCUAUUUUUUUUUCCAUCUUCUUGUUGAUAAGCCAUAUUUACGAUGUUCCGUCAGUGCGUAUAAGGGAUUAUUUAUCACCACGCCGUCGCGGUUUGAAGGCUGUAUACCUAGGCUGACGGUAUCAAAAAUAUAACCGGACUCUGUACACAGGCGGAGUAGAGCAUGCGUUGAUCGAAAUGGAGAGUAUAAACAAAAACGAAAAAGGCGCAAAGCGUUACGCGCGGAUCGGGGAUAUUCGCGAUUCCACCAAGGAUCUGAGGCAGUUGGAGGCGGCGCUGCGCGAGGCGUACGUGGCGAAGGAGUUGCGAGCUCAACUGUGCGAGGCGGAGGCUGAGCGACUCGGUGAACGAGCUCGAGACCGAGCUCAAGGCGAGGCGCUGCGGCGGUUAGCCGAGGAGGCGGCGAGGGCGUCAGAGGCGGCGGCACGGAUCGAUAAAUCGGCGAGGAUCGGCUACGGUAUUGAGCUACGCGAGGCGGCAGAGGCGAGGGAGCGAAAGAGGGUCGCGAGCUACGAGCUCGAGCUGCGGGAGAGCCGGAUACUCGCUGAGGUUUCACGGGCCGUGGAGGAGGCUCGUGAGGCGGAUAAAACGGCGGCGAAGCUCGAGCUCGCCGAGAGAACAGCGCGCGAGCUCCGCGUCUUCACCGAAUUCAGGGAAAUACGACGCAGUCAGGAGGCGGAGGCCGCGGCGAUGGAACGACGCAGAGAGCUCGAGUACGCAGCGGAGGUAGAGAGGAGGACCGAGGCGUUGCGCUUGGCUAGAACUGAGCGCGAGCUCGCGCGAGCAGCGGUGAUUGAGGCCGUUGCAAAGAGCCUCUUAGAGGCGCGGGAUCGAAAGUUGGAGCGUCAAGAGCUCCUGGCUGAUAUUGUUGCCGAGGAACGGUGGCUCCUGGAGGAGGCGAGACUCCGCGAGGAAAAACAAAGGCGCAAGAGGGUCAGAGAGGAGGCUGCGGCUGAGCUCGAACGGCACAGGAUACUCGUCGAAGAACGGAGGCUGCGACACGCGAUUGAGGAGGAGGAAUUCGCCGCUGCUGUUAUGCGCCGCGUAAUGGAGGACGCCAGGGUUCAGAGACUGACCGUUGAGGCCAGGAGGCGGAUGCAGAUCGAGUACCGGCGCGGUCUUGAGCUCGUUAUCGAGGAGCGUAGGGCCAAACGAGCUCGUGAGGUGGUCAGACUUCAGGAGGAGCUUCGGCUCGAGAGGAUGCGAAAUGCUGCCAUUGAAAAAGGAGUCAAGGAGAUGCGGAGGAGGCUGCUUAUUCGUCACGCCGGUAACGUUGCCGAGUUUAUUGCCGACGGAGCUUUGAGCUCGGACGAGCGCGCCGUCGUUGCCGCGAUCAUUGACGCCGCCCCAAAAGACGGAGAAAAGCCUGAUGCUUGAGCUGAUUGGAGAUCUGAUAUUGUUAUUUUUUAAGCUUAUUGUUGUUUUUUUUUUUUUUUUUUUUUCCACUGGAACGUGGGAGGCAAGGGAUCGGAAAAGCGACGGGUCAACGGCUGUGUGUUUUAAUUACAUUCCACGGCUUGGUUGGAGUGUCGAUUGCACCAGUAGUAAUUAAUAACAUAUCUCAGUAAGGCGUGGAGAGCCGGACGAAGGCUGCGUGCAGGGCCUAAGUGCCCGAGGCUACAACAGCCCCGAUGAGAAAUCGUCGGAUGAGUUACGCAAGUGGUUUUGUGUGCGUACAAACCUCCUCUCGCGAGCUCGGUACGGACAACGAAUAACCAGUCUGGAAACUAUUACGGAUGUAUCGUCCGUCCGAUCAGCCUCUCCCCCGAUCGACCGGACAAAUUGAUUUAAAUUUCACACUGCCGCAUCCUCGUUUGCGACAGGCAUUAGGUAGCCACGUUUGUGGGCGUCGACUUUGCGCCAUUUACAUAUCGCACCAGUUACUCGCGGCGGUUAACAAUAUUGUCAAUAAACCACUCGAGGUUGAUAAAAUGUCACCGAUGUCAUCUCGUUUAUUGAUUUUCAAAGUGCCGGUAACUUUUCCUUAUCUGCAGUUUAACCUCGCUGAUUGAUCGAUGUACGGGCAUGUAGCUUCGGAGACGAUUGGAAUUUACAAUGACGUUCUCGUUUCUGUUAUACCUCUUUGGCAGUCAAUUACCGAACACGAACUCAGGAUGCCUGCGAUACUUAUAACCCAGGAUGUGAGCAAUUCGCUCGACAGUCGACACGCUUCCCACCCGUCGCACUUGUCAACAGGUGCGAGUAACGACGUAACGACGAUUACAACCGACGAGCCCCUUCAAGGACUCUCAGAGAUUAUAUCACUCCUAGGUUGCAAUUAGUUUCAGCUCGUUUGCAGAGCUGCUCGGUGUUCCUGAUGACCACCGCGAUCGAUCUACAAAGUGCUAAUGUACGUCAUUCUCGUGAUGAAACUUGUCAAGUUUGUUUGUUUCCCUGCAACCAGAGAAAGUCGUUGGAUAUAUAAGAGCUUAUAACAGAUUGACAAACUACCACCAUUUGUUGUAAUAGAUUAAUUGAUACCCCGCGUUAGGAUUGUUCAACCAUUAUCCUGAUGUAUUGAUUCGAUCGGAGAAGCCAUCUUCAUACGUCAACGUCGGAUUACCGUUGCUUAUAUAUCGACGACGUUAAUGCAACGACGGAGAAGAGUAAUCUAAUCGCGUGUAGUGAAUCAAGUUCUGUGUCUGACGCGUUAGAGGUUACGAGGUAGACGAUUUCAAGAUAAACGCAAUUGCGCGGCAACGGUUGGAAGUCCAACUUUUUGUUGAACGUGCUUAAAUUCCGUUGUCAUCUGUCUUCUCUGGUGAAUUUAUUCACGCGAAACGGUUAAUGCGAAAUUGAAGAACGUUUGAAACAUCCCUGAACCGACACCUUCGUAUUUACUUUCACUUAGGUGUCAAGAAUGCUCACACGAAUGAUUAAUACUUUUUUUUUAUUACGUAUUACAGUUUGGUUUCUGCCAGAUGAUGGUGACAGUGAACGCUUAGAUUUUCAAGGAAAAUGCCGACAUCUUUCAUACUCUUGAAGUCGUUCGAUUAUUUAUAUAAUUAUGGAUAUAUUCGUGCGCAUAAAUCGUUUAAUUUUGUUCUUGUCAUGAUUAUCGUAAUCUGUAAUAUCUUAUCAGAUUUAUUCUCGUAUGAGUUAGCAGAUACGAAUAAGUUUUCUCGUACGCUUGAUAUCAAUGCAAUUAUGAUUGUUUACCCAUUGUAGUCGGCACGAAAUAAAUUUACAAAGAUAUUGGACAAUCUGAAUUAAGUUCAGUAUCGAAGAAUAUAUCAGAUUAAAAAAUCUUGUCGUUUGUGUCAUGAGUUAAUAUCGAAUGACUGAGUGUUCAAAUACGUUCUCGCCAAGAAACCUGCACGUAAUAUUUCUCACGGUCACACAGAAACAACACAAAUCAUUUUCUUAUUGUAAAUUAAUUUUGUUUCAAGGAACUAGCCACAUUCUAUUUCCUUGUACAAAACUUGAUGUAAACAAUACUAAGAAUAUAUUUUCAACAAAUAGUUAUUGAAUGUCUGACUACAUUUUUAUUCCUCUCCUCAAAUAGAAAAUAGUAAACAAGUUUUAUUGCUACUAACUGAAUGUAGCAAUAAGUAUGUCUACUCCUCUGGUUGAAGACGAUAGUGACAAGUCAAGAUUUGCUUCAAUCGCUUUACCGUGUUAAUGAUCGUUCAAGGUAACGUCAUUUUAAAACAUUUUGUGUAUAAAAAUUGUGGUAUAAAAAUUAUAUUUCACAUCGCACAUCUGUUCCCAAAAUUUUGCGUACCCAAAUAUAUAAAA
Molecule: messenger RNA, 3985 nt
Organism: Neodiprion fabricii
Lineage: Eukaryota; Metazoa; Arthropoda; Insecta; Hymenoptera; Diprionidae
Product: meiosis-specific nuclear structural protein 1-like
Exons: 2
Coding region: 425-1624 (399 amino acids)
Biological process (GO): cilium organization
Cellular component (GO): motile cilium
Source: RefSeq, a predicted model, not a curated record